AUGUCGGGGGCAGCGAGGACGGCCAUCUGCCUGCUGCGCUGUGACCUGCGCGCCCACGAUAACCAGGUGCUCCACUGGGCUCAGAGCAACGCAGAUUUCAUUAUUCCCCUCUACUGCUUUGACCCGCGGCACUACCUGGGCACCCACUGCUACGGCUUCCCGAAGACAGGGCCCCAUCGGCUCAGGUUUUUGCUGGAAAGCCUGAAGGAUCUAAGGGAAACACUCAAGAAAAAAGGAAGUACACUGGUUGUGAGGAAGGGGAAGCCCGAAGAUGUGGUCCAUGAUCUGAUUACUGUGUUGGGCUCUGUAAGUGCUGUGGCUUUCCAUGAAGAGGCCACGCAGGAGGAGCUGGAUGUGGAGGAAGGGCUGUGCCAGGUGUGUAGUCAGCACGGGGUGAAGAUCCAGACAUUCUGGGCAUCCACGCUGUAUCAUCGGGAUGACCUUCCCUUCAGGCCUAUUGCCAGGUUGCCCGAUGUCUAUACCCAUUUCCGCAAAGCAGUGGAAUCGGAGGCAACGGUCCGGCCAACCCUGUGCAUGGCAGAUCAGCUAAAGCCUCUGGCUCCAGGGGUGGAAGAAGGGUGUAUCCCUACAAUGGAGGAUCUGGGACAGAAAGAUCCUGUGAUGGAUCCACGAACAGCAUUCCCCUGCAGUGGAGGAGAGACCCAGGCUUUAAUGAGACUGCAGUAUUAUUUUUGGGACACGAACCUGGUUGCAUCUUACAAGGAGACUCGGAAUGGCCUGGUGGGAAUGGAUUACUCAACUAAAUUUGCACCAUGGCUGGCGCUGGGCUGCAUUUCACCUCGAUACAUCUAUGAGCAGAUCCAGAAGUAUGAAAAAGAGAGAACGGCAAAUCAGAGCACAUACUGGGUCCUGUUUGAACUGCUGUGGCGGGAUUACUUUCGAUUUGUGGCCUUGAAGUAUGGCAAAAGGAUUUUCUCAUUAAGAGGGCUUCAAAGUAAAGAGGUCCCCUGGAAAAAGGACCUUCAGCUCUUUGACUGUUGGAAAGAGGGCAAAACAGGCGUUCCUUUUGUUGAUGCCAACAUGCGAGAGCUGGCUGCGACGGGCUUCAUGUCUAACAGAGGACGGCAGAACGUCGCCAGCUUUCUCACCAAGGACCUGGGUCUGGACUGGAGGAUGGGGGCAGAAUGGUUCGAAUACCUGCUGGUGGAUUACGAUGUUUGUAGCAAUUAUGGCAACUGGUUAUACAGCGCUGGUAUUGGCAACGACCCACGGGACAACAGGAAGUUUAACAUGAUUAAACAAGGCCUGGAUUACGAUGGCAAUGGGGAUUACGUCCGGCUGUGGGUCCCAGAACUACAGGGCAUAAAGGGAGCAGAUAUCCACACCCCUUGGGCACUGAACAGGGCUGCUCUCUCCCAGGUGGGAGUAACUCUAGGGAAGACCUACCCACAGCCAGUUGUGACAGCCCCAGAGUGGGGCCGACACAUCAACCAGAGGCUCCAGGGAAGAAGUCCCCAUCCCAGGGGCAGGAGGGGACCCGCACACAUGCCAACGCAGCACAAGGACAGAGGGAUAGAUUUUUAUUUCUCUCGCAAGAAAGAUGUAUGA
This is a messenger RNA of Gavia stellata (red-throated loon), 1569 nucleotides long. RefSeq names its product cryptochrome DASH-like. NCBI's taxonomy places the organism in Eukaryota, Metazoa, Chordata, Aves, Gaviiformes, Gaviidae. The transcript has 14 exons. Bases 1 to 1569 code for a protein of 522 amino acids. Gene Ontology annotation, biological process: photoreactive repair. The record is from RefSeq and is a predicted model, not a curated record. Gene Ontology annotation, molecular function: damaged DNA binding; FAD binding; deoxyribodipyrimidine photo-lyase activity.